This is a messenger RNA of Lycium barbarum (goji berry), 687 nucleotides long. RefSeq lists its product as uncharacterized. The record is from RefSeq and is a predicted model, not a curated record. The coding region runs from base 1 to 687 and encodes 228 amino acids. NCBI's taxonomy places the organism in Eukaryota, Viridiplantae, Streptophyta, Magnoliopsida, Solanales, Solanaceae. The transcript has a single exon.
AUGUUCGUGUCUCAACGGAAGUAUGCCGAGGAAAUCAUUGAUCGCGCUGGUUUGUCUUCUUGCAAGCCCUCUCUCACUCCGGUUGACACAAAACUGAAGGUUAGUGCUACUUCGGGUGCUCCUUAUGAGGAUCCCACUCAUUAUCGUAGUCUCGCAGGUGCUCUUCAGUAUCUCACUUUCACGAGACCAGAUAUUUCUUAUGAUGCACAACAGGUGUGCUUACAUAUGCCUGAUCCGAGGGACGAUCAUAUGCAUGCUCUUAAGCGAAUUGUGCGCUACAUUCAGGGCACUCUUGACCAUGGAUUGCAUCUCUACCCCUCCUCAGUCACCGACCUUGUCUCAUACACAGAUGCAGAUUGGGGUGGAUGUUCGGAUACUCGUCGUUCUACGUCGGGGUAUUGUGUAUUUUUGGGAGACAACUUGAUUUCUUGGUCGUCAAAGCAACAACCUACUCUUUCUCGGUCUAGCGCUGAAGCAGAAUAUAGAGGUGUUGCUAGUGUUUUUUCUGAGUCUUGCUGGAUUCGCAAUCUUUUAUUGGAACUACAUUGUCCGGUUCGCAAGGCUACAUUGGUAUAUUGUGACAAUGUGAGUGCCAUAUAUCUUUCAGGAAAUCCGGUGCAACAUCAACGCACCAAACAUAUUGAGAUGGACAUUCAUUUUGUGCGUGAGAAGGUUGCGCGGGGAUAG